AUGCCCCUCCCCAGCCUACCAGGGCUCAUCAUCCUCGACAGCCUCGGGAAACCGAUCAUUCAAACAACGUUCCGUACCACCCCUCCCGCCUUUCCCCUACUACAUAUCGGAGCAUUCAACGAUGCUCUUUCUCGGGCCUCUGAGAAGGAAGGAGAGGCAGGGAAGGAAGGGGUGGAGAACGUGUUAUACGUACCUGGUGCUGGGGGGAAAGGGAGCGCCCUCUGUUGGAAACAAGACGGAGACCUGCGAUUCCUCUGCCCGGUAAACGAAGACCUCGACCCGUUAUUCGUCUUCUCCUUCCUUAAUACGUUCCUCUCUAUCCUGCGAGAUUAUAUCGGGGACAUAUCUGCCUCCCGGGUGAGGGACAACUUCGAUCUCGUGUACCAAUUACUGGAAGAGAUGCUCGAUUCUGGCCAUCCACUAACUACAGAACCCAAUGCUCUGAGGGAUAUCGUACUGCCCCCUUCGUUGCUCAACAAGCUGCUCUCCGCAGCAGGUGCAUCCAGCUUGCCAGGAUCGACGACCGCCAUGCCCUUCGCCUCUCCUAUCCCCUGGCGGCGACCUGGUGUAAGGUACAACAACAACGAAGUGUACUUCGACAUCGUCGAGCAGCUCGAGGCGAUCGUCGGCCGGAACGGGGCUGUCUUGUCUGGUGAUGUCUGGGGGGAAGUGAAAUGCCAGUGCCGGCUGUCAGGCACCCCAGAUCUGCUAUUGACGUUCUCCAACUCGAGACUGAUCACCGAACCCUCCUUCCAUCCCUGUAUAAGAUUCCAGAGGUGGACACGCGAUCGCGCGCUCUCGUUCGUUCCCCCCGACGGGCAUUUCACACUUCUGAACUACAUGGUCGCCCCGCCCCCGCUCGCACCGCAUCAGGUCCCUCUGCAACUACGGCCGCAUAUCAGCAUAGGCACUAACACGGGCUCCUUUGAGAUAGUCUUCGUUUCCCGAGCCGGAAAGACGCUGGAAGACGUCAAGCUCCUCUGGCCGCUCGGAGAAGGCGCUACAAGUGUCCAAGCGUCAAUGUCCUCCGCCAAUGGCCCAGCGAACGAGAAGGACCGAACAUCAUGGGGGCUCGACCCUCUCUCCAAGAGUCUUGAAUGGAGGAUCCCCGUUCUGCCCGCUUCGGCAUCUUUAACACUCAAAGGGACGUUCUCGAGCUCAGAAACACACCCCCGGACAUCACCCGCUAUACAGAUCACAUAUACCAUGUCGUCGAGCACUAUUUCUGGCCUCAAGGUCGAGAGCUUGAAGCUCGUAGGGGCGGAGAGCUAUAAGCCAUUUAAAGGCGUACGUGGGAGUGGACGUGGAAACGUUGAAUGGAGAUGGUAAAUCAGGCUCACAAUUGUACGCAUCUGGGUAGUGAGACAGAGAAAGUCCAUCCUGUAGAGUUACCCAUUUAAGG
This is a messenger RNA of Dacryopinax primogenitus, 1402 nucleotides long. RefSeq names its product adaptor complex subunit medium chain 3. The coding region runs from base 1 to 1329 and encodes 442 amino acids. Gene Ontology annotation, biological process: intracellular protein transport; endocytosis. The record is from RefSeq and is a predicted model, not a curated record. The transcript has 11 exons. NCBI's taxonomy places the organism in Eukaryota, Fungi, Basidiomycota, Dacrymycetes, Dacrymycetales, Dacrymycetaceae. Gene Ontology annotation, cellular component: cytoplasmic vesicle; clathrin adaptor complex.